Molecule: messenger RNA, 1899 nt
Organism: Lepidothrix coronata (blue-crowned manakin)
Lineage: Eukaryota; Metazoa; Chordata; Aves; Passeriformes; Pipridae
Gene: CTU2
Product: cytosolic thiouridylase subunit 2
Exons: 14
Coding region: 255-1814 (519 amino acids)
Biological process (GO): tRNA wobble position uridine thiolation
Cellular component (GO): cytosol
Molecular function (GO): tRNA binding; sulfurtransferase activity
Source: RefSeq, a predicted model, not a curated record
CGCUCGGGGACACGGCGGGACACGGCGGGAUACACCGGGACACGGCGGGGCCGAGAGGAGCCGAGCAGGCCCCACCGGGACUGAGCAGGAUCCACCGGGACUGAGCAGGAUCCACCGGGACACACCGGGACUGAGCAGGAUCCACCGGGACACACCGGGACUGAGCAGGAUCCCACGGGACACACCGGGACUGAGCAGGAUCCCACGGGACACACCGGAUCCACCGGGACUGACCGGGGCCGAGCGGCACCUCCAUGUGCGACGUGUCGGGUGACGGUGGCGGGUGCGGGGCGGACACGGAGCCGCCGCGGCGCCGCCGCGCACCGAGAGACAGCCACCCCCGAACCUGCAUGAAGUGCGGGCAGGGCACGGCCGCCCUCAUCAUCCGCGUCGGGGACCCCUUCUGCCGCGGCUGCUUCCGUGAGUACUUCGUGCACAAAUUCCGUGCAAUGCUGGGCAAGAACCGUGUCAUCUUCCCUGGAGAGAAGGUGCUGCUGGCGCUGUCGGGGGGCUCAGCCUCCAGUGCCAUGGUCCGGCAGGUGCAGGAGGGGCUCAGCCGGGAGGCGGCCAAGAGGCUCCGCUUCAUCCCCGGCCUUGUCUACGUUGAGGAGGGAGCUGUGCGCAGGCAGAGCCCAGAGCAGCGGGAGCAGACCCUGGCCCACAUGGAGACCUUGCUGCGGGCCACCGGCUUCCCCUACCACGUGAUCCACCUGGAGGAGGCACUGGAGCUGCCCCCAUCCAUCUUACAGCCAGGGCCAGAGCAGUCCAGCAAGUCCGGCCCAUGUGGCCCCUCCUACAAGGAGGCUGUGGACAGCUUUAUCCAGCAGAAGCGACAGGAGGGGGAGGGGGAGAGUGCCACCUCUCUGCCUGGCCAUAGCACCCAGGACAUGCCACUGGGACCCCUGUACACUCCCCACCUGCCUGACACUGCCCAAACCCAGGAGCUGCUUCGGAUCUUCGAGGCCGUGGAGACAGCAACAGCACGGGAGGAGCUGCUGCAGAUGCUGCGGACCCACCUCAUCCUGCAGAUGGCCCGGAGCAGGGGCUACUCCAAGGUGAUGACGGGUGAGACCUGCACCCGCGUGGCCAUCAAGCUCCUCACCAACCUGUCGCUGGGCCGUGGUGCCUUCCUUGCUGUCGACACGGGCUUCACGGACAAGCGUCACGGUGAUGUGAUGGUGGUGCGGCCCAUGCGGGACUACACGGCCAAGGAGAUCGCCUUCUACAACCACUUCUUCAACAUCCCCACUGUCAUUGUGCCACCCCUCUUCACCAAGCGCCGGGAGAAGCCCAGCAUCCACCACCUGAUCGAGCGCUUCCUCCUGGGGCUGCAGGAGGAUUUCCCCUCCACCAUCAGCACUGUUUACCGGACAGGGGAGAAGCUGAGCCCAGACCCAGCCAAGGCCAGCAGUGAGUCCCAGCGCUGCCUCCUCUGCCUCUGUGGCCUGGACAUUGAGGGAGGGCUGAGAGCAAAGCUGCCUAUAUUCCACUACUGUGCUACAGUUGCCGCCUCACCUUCAAGGAGCUGGGCCCCCUCACCACACUGCCACCAUACAUGCGUGCUGAGGCCCAGCGCAGGAUCCACAGUGCAGAGAUGGAGCGGCAGACACAGGAGAACCAGGAGCGCAGCAAGAGCUGAAGGGGUUGGGGACGGGGGGAACACAGACCCCCGUCCCUCAGUGGCACUACUGGGGCAGGUGCCAGCCCCACCAGAGCUUGGUGGGGACCCCUGGCACCCAUUUCUGCUCCAGCCAAGGGCAGGGAGAGCCCCCCCCAUUUAUUGGGGGCCAGGAGUGCUGGUAACCCCAGGGUAGCAUGUCCCUGGUCCCCCACCCUCCCUGCCCCAGCUACCUGUCAGCCAGGGAGACCUCAAGUUUGUUUUAUUCAAUAUCUAUAUAA